ACACUGGAGACCAAUCCCUCUUGCGGUCUUGCCAGCUCACCGCCCGUACGACCGAGAUCCAAGGUUCCGGUUCCAAGCCCGCGCCUCGUCCCUGAUCUCUCCCGCCACACGCGGCCGGCGAGACGGAGGCGAUGGCCGCCGCUGCCGACUCCGCCUCCCCGGAGUGCCCCGGCGCCCCCUCCAUGCCCACGGACCCGGACUUCCUCAGCUGCGUCCUCCAGCCCCCGGCCCCCUCCUCCUCCCGCCCCGACGCCGACUACGCCGCCCUCCGCCGCCUUCUCCUCCGCCGCAAGCCGCCCUCCGCCCUCCAGCACCGUAUGGACUGGCGGUGCAACGGCAAGGGCUACGUCGCCUACCGCAACUUCCUCCUCCGGCGCAUCGACGGCGGCAGCGCCCAAAGUACGCCCAGCAACAGUGGAAGGUGGGCUGCCUCUCCUGGCCCUGCACUCUCCGAGGCAGACAGCUGGAGUUCUCUCCGUGAUUUGAGAACUAACAGUGGUUUAAGCCGCACUGUAAGUAUCAGUUCAAAGCAGAGUGAUGCUGAGCGCCAUGUCAGAUUCGCUGAGCCUGCAUACUCGUUUGUUGGAAUGCAUUGCAUUUUUGACAGCUGCAAAACCUCAGUUACAAUAUUGAAAUUUGGUCGCGCAAGUUCUGAUCUGCUUGCGUAUGGUGCGGCAGAUGGCAGUCUAACGGUUUGCCAGGUUUCUGAGCCACCAUCUGUUCUUCAAAAAUUGAUAGGGCACUCUAAAAAUAUCACAGAUUUUGAUUUUUCAUCUAAUAACCAGUACAUUGCUUCAUGCUCCCUGGAUAAAACUGUGCGAGUAUGGGAAAUCUCUAAAGGCACGUGCAUUAGGGUUGUAUAUGGAGUUUCUUCCCAGCUAUGCAUCUGCUUUCAUCCUGUGAACAAUAACUUGCUUUUAGUUGGCAACUCAAACAAGGAAAUCAAUGCAAUAAAUUUUAGCACUGGGAGAGUAAUCAGCAAACUUAACUUUGAUGAUGCGGUUACAGCUUUGGAUAUUGAUCACACUGGGCAGCUUAUUUUCGCUGGUGAUGCACAGGGUUACAUAUAUACUGUUAGUGUGAAUUCACAUACAGGGUCACUAUCUAGAACUCACAAGAACAAGAGCAGUAAGAGCAAAUCUCCUAUUACAACAAUCCAGUAUCGCACCUUUUCUCUGGUAGCACGUUGUCCAGUACUUCUUUCUUGUGCUCAAGAUGGAAACCUGUCUUUCUUCAGUAUCACAACAGAUGCUAAAGGAUACUUGACUCUCAUAUCUUCUUUAAAACUGGCCUCACGGGUGCAGACUAUCCGUGCUUCCUUCUGUCCUCUUCUUUCCCUUGAGAAAGGAGAGUUCAUAGUUACUGGCAGUGAGGAUGCAAAUGUUUACUUCUAUGAUUUGGCACGCCCAAAGAACUCGUGUGUGAAUAAACUACAGGGACAUGGUUCUCCAGUAAUUGGAGUUGCCUGGAACCAUGGGGAAAAUUUGCUGGCCUCAUCUGAUUCAGAAGGUACAGUUAUUGUAUGGAAGCGAGCGAAAACUAAUUAGAGCGAUUCCAAAUCAUGGAGGAUGCUUUUAUGCAGCAAACUGUUGAUUCUACUGCAUGAUUCAAACAAAGCCUCUUUUUUUUUGUACGUUGUACGUCCAUCCCAUUGUUUGUAACAUAACCACGCAAGGCUAGAGCAAAGAAGAUCAACCGGCCUUGAUUGUAUUUACAGAAGUAUAGAUCUCCCGGUAGAGUGUAAAGCUUUUUGUCACGGUAUAUCCUGUAUCAUUUGUUUUAGGACUGUACCUUUGUAUCAUUAAUGAUUUUGUCCCCCAAAUAUAUUGAACUUGCUGUUCACA
Molecule: messenger RNA, 1844 nt
Organism: Panicum hallii
Lineage: Eukaryota; Viridiplantae; Streptophyta; Magnoliopsida; Poales; Poaceae
Product: WD repeat-containing protein 13
Exons: 12
Coding region: 132-1547 (471 amino acids)
Cellular component (GO): nucleus
Molecular function (GO): protein binding; promoter-specific chromatin binding
Source: RefSeq, a predicted model, not a curated record